Molecule: messenger RNA, 569 nt
Organism: Owenia fusiformis
Lineage: Eukaryota; Metazoa; Annelida; Polychaeta; Sabellida; Oweniidae
Source: the annotation of a GenBank genome assembly
GUCUAAAAUUCAAAUUAACGGUCGUAGUUGGCACCGUGUGGUAAAGAAUUAGUCAAAGCCUCAACUUUGGUAUCAUUAGAGAUGAAGGCUAUUGUGUGUCUGCUCGUUGCUGCCCUUGCCUGCAUUGAAGCAUGCCAUGUAGAAAUUGACAACAGAAGUGGCUAUGAGAUUGGCUGGACCUUGGUAUUUGCCAGCAAAACUGAGGGAUUUGGUUUGGUUGAUAGUGGAACCAGACACACCCAUAACUGCAACACAUGUCUGCCAAGGGAUAUCUACAUCACAUGGAACAAUGUCAACUGUAUGAUCCAAGUGAACUGUGUUAGUAAGCCAACAAUUGAAGUGAAUAUAUACCCACAAUCUGGUGGUAGAUGGAUGAUGAAUGUCAGAAACAAAUCAUAUGGAUACACAUCUCAAUGUCCCAUGCCAGCACCAAAAUCACUUCUAUAAGGUGCCAGGUCUUGAGAGGGAACAUUCAAAGAGACUUUGAGGAUCAAUAAUUGAGCAAGCAAUAUAUUAUAUGAAAUGUAUGAAAUAUACCUGAAAUAAAAAAUAUUCUUAAUUUUCCUGAA